AUGGAUUCUUUGAAAUUUCAUCCUAGUGAGGAAGAGCUUAUAACUCACCACUUGUGGAGAAAGAUGGACAAUAGAAGCUUCUCCAUACCGGCAAUUGACGAGGCGGAUAGAAAGCUUGAUCCCUGGGAUUUUCCCGGUGUUUCAUUUCAGCAGGGUGAAAGAAAAGAAUGGUUUUUCUUCAGCCCCAGAGAUUGGAUGAAUGGAAUAUACAGAGUUACUUAUUCAGGAUACUGGAAAACCACCGGAAAAGACACCGAGAUCUUCAAGGGAAAAGCCCUCCUUGGUAUGAAGAGAACCAUGGUUUUUUACCAAGGAAAAAUACCCAAAAUCACAAAGACAAAUUGGUUAAUGCAUGAGUACAGAUCAGAGAGCAACCAUGAAUGGGUGAUCUGUAAAGUAUUUCUCAUGGAAAACAAAAUGGAAGAAAUUUCUGGGAUCUGCAGCAGCGAAGAAUCUAAACCAUCUUCAAUGAUGCAGACAAAUUCUAUAAGCACACAAGCGCCUCAGCCUCAAGACACUACUGGGUUGUUGGUGAAAUUAAAAUACAAAGAAGAUACUGUGAAGUUUGUGCUCAACAACCCUACCAUGGAUGGUUUGAAGACACAAGUUUUAAAGAGAUUCAAUAAGUUGGACACUCAUGCUCUCAAGUUCAAGUACCGAGAUCUAGGGGGGGAAAUGAUCACUAUAAUUUGUGAUGAGGAUUUGCAAUUGUGCUUGCAAAGUUUCAAAUCAUUUGGCAGAAUUGAAGUCACAAUGUCACUAGCUUCUUAA
Ipomoea nil (Japanese morning glory) is the source of this 771-nucleotide messenger RNA. RefSeq names its product NAC domain-containing protein 92-like. Lineage: Eukaryota; Viridiplantae; Streptophyta; Magnoliopsida; Solanales; Convolvulaceae. The record is from RefSeq and is a predicted model, not a curated record. Gene Ontology annotation, biological process: regulation of DNA-templated transcription. Gene Ontology annotation, molecular function: protein binding; DNA binding. Bases 1 to 771 code for a protein of 256 amino acids. The transcript has a single exon.